AUGGAUCCCGUUGACUAUUCAAAGGAAUCACUGCUGCCAUUAGCAGCAACUCUCUCAAGGAAAAGGAAGACACGAUGUUACUUCCUGCAGAACCGUCAUCACUUUAACCAAUUUUCCAUUCUGGACUUUUGUUACAGGCUGUUCCGCUGCAGAAUCACCAGUAAAGGAUGUGUUUCAUUGGCUGAGGCACUCAAGUUAAACCCCUCCCAUCUUCAAGAGCUGGACCUGACCAGGAACGAUCUGUCAGAUGAAGGGGUUGAGAUCCUCUCGAAAGGACUGGCCAGCCCACACUGCAUCUUAAAAAUCCUCAAGCUGCACAACUGUGGGAUCACCCAUAAAGGAUGUGUUUCAUUGGCUGAGACACUCAAGUUAAACCCCUCCCAUCUUCAAGAGCUGGACCUGAGUGAGAACCAUGUGUCAAAUGAUGGGGUUGAGAUCCUCUCGAAAGGACUGGCCAGCCCAAACUGCAUCUUAAAAGUCCUCAAGUAAGGAGCUCUAGAGCAAGAUACUGAACCCCACAUUGCUCCUGGUGCUGCAUCAGCAGUAGGUGGAUGGCGAUGUAGUGUAAAGCGCUUUGAGAACCUUGAAAGGCGGAAAAGCGCUAUACAAGUAUAACACCAUUUACCAUUUUUAAUGCUUUUUAUGGCCUGAAUUUUCACCC
Messenger RNA from Corythoichthys intestinalis (scribbled pipefish), 661 nucleotides. Its product is annotated as ribonuclease inhibitor-like. The transcript has 3 exons. The coding region runs from base 1 to 489 and encodes 162 amino acids. The record is from RefSeq and is a predicted model, not a curated record. Gene Ontology annotation, molecular function: protein binding. Gene Ontology annotation, biological process: intracellular signal transduction. NCBI's taxonomy places the organism in Eukaryota, Metazoa, Chordata, Actinopteri, Syngnathiformes, Syngnathidae.